Messenger RNA from Helianthus annuus (common sunflower), 1010 nucleotides. Its product is annotated as protein XRI1. Lineage: Eukaryota; Viridiplantae; Streptophyta; Magnoliopsida; Asterales; Asteraceae. The coding region runs from base 173 to 892 and encodes 239 amino acids. Gene Ontology annotation, biological process: male meiotic nuclear division; female meiotic nuclear division. The record is from RefSeq and is a predicted model, not a curated record. The transcript has 5 exons.
CUUUGCCUUUGUAUUUCUUGAAAACCGUGCUACCGGCGCACACCUUAUCAAGCACAAAGUACAACCUCUAUAGCAACACAACUUCUACAUAUAUACCAACACAUUUGCAUAUCAUUCAUCUUAUAUAUCAUCAUCACCUACCCUCAAAAUUGGUGUACUUCUUCCCAACAAAAUGGGUGAUCUUCACUCCAUUGCUUACUUUAGCCAUGCUUCUUCCUUGUGUUUGGAUAUCCACAAUCUUCAUUGCCUCAACUCAGACAUCUCUCAAUGUAUGGAGAUAAACAACACUCCGCCAUUCGACGAUCAGUCACUGUUGGAUUCGGAUCACUCUUCGGGUUACUUAGAGGAUGCUUUAUUUGAAUUCAAACCCAAACGACGUCGUCUGAUGAUGACACAUGAUGAUCACCAUCAACCCAUCAAUUAUAAUUCUACUCCUCCCUCAUUUCCGAGCCACUGGGAUUUUAGUACUACUGAUCAAGACUUUGAGAAUUUUGGUGCAUUUACAGCAAGUGGGGAAAAUUCAACUUCAUCGACACAAAGCAAGAGUUCAACAAACACCCACUUCUUCUCUGAUAAAGAAACUCUGAGCUCAUCAAAUCAUGUCACUGGUGGAAUAUUGGAGGAGAGGAAAAAGAAGGUGAUAACAAGAGUGGUGUAUCCAUUUGCAUUAGUAAAGCCUGGAGGAUUUAAAGGAGACAUGACACUUAAAGACAUCAAUGAAAGGAUCCUAAUGCCGCCGACGAGGCCAGUCAGGCAUCCGGUGGGAGAUUUCGCUUGUCGGCCAUUGGUUUCGUUAGAUAGACCUGGUCUCUCAGGGAAGGUUGUGGUGGCUCUCACAAGGAUCCAAACACAUAAGAGAGGCACAAUCACUAUUAUUAGAACAAAAAACUAAGGUUCAUAUAUAUGUAUUUUCAAUAUGUAUAUAUGAUUGUACAAAGAAUAAUAUUUAUCGGACAGAUGUGUUUAAGUGUUUUAUUUAUAGGCUAUGGUCAUUUAUUGAUUGAUCACUC